Molecule: messenger RNA, 3144 nt
Organism: Saccharomyces mikatae IFO 1815
Lineage: Eukaryota; Fungi; Ascomycota; Saccharomycetes; Saccharomycetales; Saccharomycetaceae
Gene: ULP2
Product: SUMO protease ULP2
Exons: 1
Coding region: 1-3144 (1047 amino acids)
Biological process (GO): proteolysis
Molecular function (GO): cysteine-type peptidase activity
Source: RefSeq, a predicted model, not a curated record
AUGUCUGCCAGAAAACGCAAGUUUAAUAGUCUCAAACCACUAGACACUUUGAACAGCCCUCGUGCCAGCUCUCCAAGGUCCUCCACCUCUUUGCCCCCCAAGAGAUACAAUAUCUUUCGUAAAGAUCCAAAGAUAGUCGAUCAUCUUAACAACGCAUCUACAAAGGACUUUUUGCCAGUUUUGAGUACGAAUAACGAGAACAGGAAACAGGUAGAAUUGUCAGAUGACGAUGAAUGCACCAACAGCGGUCCCUCAGAUCAAGACUUUGAACCCUUGCAAAGCUCUCCUUUGAAAAGACACUCGUCACUCAAAAGCACUUCCAAUGGUCUUUUGUUUCAGAUGUCUGGCAAUGUCAAGAAUAAUUCUGCGUCAGCGGCGAUAACGGAUGUCUCUCCAAAUGACUCAAUCGUUUCCACGAAAUUGAACUUGAACGGCCAGUUUUCUUGCAUUGAUUCAAAAACAUUCCACAUAUAUCAGCAUAAAUCACCAUGUAUAAUGACUUUUGUUUCAGAUCAUAAUCAUCCAAGGUUUUCCUUAUACUUCCAGCAAUUACUUAUCAGCAACACACAAAUCAACCUUCUCAAUGAUGUUGAGUUGGUUGUUUUAGAUAAAAAGAACUCUUUGAUGGCUAUAGUUCUGAAAGAUAUGAAAAAAAUUAGCAUGAUACUAAAUGUGAACAAUUCUUCAAUUAAUAUUAACACGAAUAUCUUGAUAUGGUCCACUACUAGUUCUGCAGCAAAUAAAAGAAUAAAGUCUAUUAAAAAGUUUUUAUUGACGUCAUAUCCUUCGUCGAUAAAUAUUCAAAUCUUGGACAACAAAGAACAAAUUUUGGAACAACUGAAACAUCUGGCUCAUUCCACUUCUUUGUCUCCAGCAUCAUCCAAAAUGGAAAGAGCAAUAAGUUCUGCUAAGGACGCAUUCGACUCAUUGAGACUUAAAAAAACUAAACUUUCUACUAGUGAUGAUGACAACCCAAAGAUCCAUACACGUUUCUUAUCGAAUAAGCCUCAUGGUUUGCAAUCUUUAACGAAGCGCAACCGUAUCACAAGCGUUGCUAGAAAAGAGCAUCCGAUAUCAAUACCUAAAUCGAAUAAAAUCACUUCCCAGGAUUUUUACAAUAAUGGCGGGACAGAAACUUUACAAUCACAUGCAGUUUCGCAAUUAAGACGAUCGCAUAGAUUUAGAAAUGUCUCGAAUUCCGCAAAUUCUAAUUCAAAUUCUAAUUCAGAAUUUGACGAUGCAACUACAGAACUUGAAACACCAGAACCAUUCAAACCAAGUCUCUGCUACAAGUUUAAUGAUGGGUCAAGCCAUACUAUAACAAGUCAAGACUUCAAGUGUCUUUUCAAUAAGGACUGGGUCAAUGAUAGUAUUUUGGAUUUUUUCACAAAGUUUUAUAUUGAAUCAUCCAUUGAAAAGUCAGUUAUUAAACGAGAGCAAGUUUACUUAAUGUCCUCCUUUUUUUACACGAAAUUAAUCAGUAAUCCAACAGAUUACUACUCUAAUGUGAAAAAAUGGGUCAAUAAUACAGAUUUGUUCUCUAAAAAGUACGUUGUUAUACCAAUUAACAUAAGCUAUCACUGGUUUAGUUGUAUCAUAACAAAUUUAGAUACUAUCUUGGAUUUUCAUCAAAAUAAAGAUAAAAAUGAUGCCAUCAAUUCCGAUGAGAUUUCUAUUAAUACCCCCUUGGUUAAUAUCUUGACUUUCGAUUCAUUAAGACAGACACAUUCAAGAGAAAUUGAUCCAAUAAAGGAAUUUCUUAUAUCCUAUGCCUUGGAUAAAUAUUCAAUUCAAUUGGAUAAAACUCAAAUCAAAAUGAAAACAUGUCCAGUUCCACAGCAACCCAAUAUGAGUGAUUGUGGCGUUCAUGUCAUUUUGAAUAUCAAAAAAUUUUUUGAAAAUCCCUUGGAAACAAUUAAUAUUUGGAAGAAUGCUAAAAUAAAAAGUAAACAUUUCACUGCAAAAAUGGUUAAUAAAUAUUUUGAUAAAAGUGAGAGGAAUAAUGCGAGAAAGGACUUAAGGCAUACUUUAAAACUAUUGCAGCUUAAUUAUAUCAGUUAUUUGAAAAAAGAAAGAUUGUAUGAUGAGGUCAUGGAAAUAGAGGGGAAAAAAACCAUCAACAAUGAUGAUGAUGAAGAAAUUCAAAUCAUUGAAAAUAUAGAUCAGCAGUCCAACAAAGAUAACAUCCCACAGUUAGCUUCAGAACCGCCUUGUUCAACAUCAUCGGGUACUUCAACAGAACCAGUGGGGGCGACAGAGCAGCAAAAUGUAAUAGAGCAACCAUUUGUACCACAAUCUCCUCGUGAAAUAAUACCGGAUCGGGAAGACCCAAUUCACGCUAUUUCUAGGGAAUCACCGUCAGUAUCUCCUCCAUUACGUCACAAUAUUUUAAAGAGUUCGUCACCCUUUAUAUCGGAAAGUGCGAAGGAAACCGAGCAAGAAGAAUCAACGUCACCAUAUUUUGGAAGACCUUCGUUGAAGACGAGGGCGAAACAGUUUGAAGGUGUUUCGUCACCAAUAAAGAACAAUCAGGCACAAUCAUCUAUACAUGAUAUUACGAUGCCAUCUCCUAGACCGAAAAGGAUCUAUCCAAGCAAAAAAACUGCGCCACUUUCAUCUUAUAUUCAAACCCUUUCGACGGAUUCCUUAGAAGGUCAAUCUAAUCCCAACAAUCCCAACAUUAUAAUUUCAGAUACAGAACAUGAUUUGGAAAUGGGAGUAAGUUCCGAAAACAAUGACGUUAGUGGUAUUGCUAACAGGAAUGACUCGGACGUCAAUUUAAUUGGUGGUUUGCUUCCAAAUGCAGCGGAAAGAAUUGAUGAAAGUACUCAGGAAGGGAAUGAUAAUGGCGAUAGUCUUGACAAAAUAUUACAAAAUGUUGAUAAAGAACUGAACGAAAAGUUGCUUGAUAUUGAUGAUGUAGCAUUUAGUAGUCCGACUAGGGGUCCUUCAAGAACCAGUGAAAGAAGUAAAGAGUUAACUCCGCAACUUAUCUCUGAUUAUGAAAAUGAUGAUAGUAGUAAUAAGGAAGUAACAGAUAGUAUAAUUAAACAGGAUCAUCAUAACGACAGUUACCGGUCUCAUGUUGCUGUAUGGAAUGAAGGGAAAGAGAAUCCCAUUCUCUUGGAAGACGACGACUCUUGA